Molecule: messenger RNA, 1431 nt
Organism: Aureobasidium uvarum
Lineage: Eukaryota; Fungi; Ascomycota; Dothideomycetes; Dothideales; Saccotheciaceae
Source: the annotation of a GenBank genome assembly
AUGCAUCUUUACUCGGCUUUGGCUGUCGUUCUUGUCGCCGUCAAGUCAUCAUUGGCAGGCUUUUCUGAUCAAGUGACCAACUUUGACCUUGGCCCAGUAUUCGCCUUCCGACAUGGCUGCAAUAUCACCUGUCAGUUGCUGCUCGAAGUUACAAACCGGUUAGACCUUGAGUUUGUGGGAAAGUUUUUCGAUGAAGGUUUCUAUGCGACGGCACCCGAAUUCACCUCGUCGUCUCCAGGAGACAUCUUGAAGAUAGAGUCUUUCGAUGCAUCAAACCUAGAAAUUCCUACCAGCAUCAAAACAUACCGUUUCCAGUAUACUUCCAUCGAUGUCAAUGGCAGCCUCGCGCCUUCAACCGGAUUCCUUGCACUACCGGCUCCAAAUUCUUACGACACGCGAAGCAAGUUGAAGUUGAUUGCCUGGGCUCACGGCACGACCGGUCUACACUGUGGCUGUGUUCCUUCCUCUGCCCGCAAGCUCUGGGGCUAUGAUAGCUGGGGACCACUCUCAGACCAAGGAUAUGCUGUUGUCGGCACUGAUUACGUCGGUCUGGGAAACAACUACACCUCACAUAAGUACCUCAGCCUGGCAGCGCAUGCAAAUGACAUCUACUAUUCGGUCAUGGCUGUACGAAAGGCAUUUCCAGAUCUUUUCACUGUCAAGUGGCUGAGCAUUGGUCACUCGCAAGGCGGCGGCACCGUAGCAAUCGCUCCUGCCGUAAACGCACUUGAUCUUGCGACUACACCUUAUGACAAGAUUCUGCCUCUGCCCAUUUCAGAUGACUACUUUGCGAAAGCCGAAACACCGUUACUUCUCAUGGGCAUACAGGCAGCAUUUCCGUCUUAUGGAAUGCCAUGGGCCGCUCGAGCACUCAAAGAAAGAAUACAAUACGCCAGUGCUGCUCAAUCGUGUCUCUUUGCGACUGCAGGUCUUACACUCGAUCUCACAGACGAGCAGCUUGUCGUAGCUGGUGGCGCACACCCCAAGGACGACGACACCCUGAAAGAAUGGACACGACAGCAAGCAGCUGCGCAAGGCGCCCUAUCAUCCAUGCCAAUUCUUGUCAUCCAAGGCCUCAGCGAUACAGCCAUACUUCCUGAAUGCACUCGGAGGGCGUACGAGAACGCCACUCGUUUCAGUCGCAUACGCCUUCAGGAGUAUCCUGGUGUAGGCCACUUCGAGAUAGUCAGUGCAUCAACACCUGCAUGGCUUGAAUUUGUACGAGACCGCUUCUCAGGUUAUCCUACGUCCUUCGAGAGUUCAAGGCACGUAGUUGAUCUGGACGAUCCGACCCUUGCUGGAACGUCCAUCGAUAUGAGUGGUAUUUCGGCUCAGAGGAUGCCUUGCGCCCGUGACUGCUAUCUUCGAAACUUCUUUGGGAAAAUGAGGUCGGACACUGCAUGCGUUGGUGAAUGGUGUUCGCCAGCUUGA